Messenger RNA from Penaeus vannamei (Pacific white shrimp), 3147 nucleotides. Its product is annotated as G patch domain-containing protein 2-like. The record is from RefSeq and is a predicted model, not a curated record. Gene Ontology annotation, molecular function: nucleic acid binding. NCBI's taxonomy places the organism in Eukaryota, Metazoa, Arthropoda, Malacostraca, Decapoda, Penaeidae. Gene Ontology annotation, cellular component: nucleus.
AAUAGUAUUGGAACCUUCAGUCGAGGAAGAUCAAUGGAAGAGUAAACAAAGUGCGGAAUCUCUCUUGUCAUUUUUUCGGGAUAUUUUUUUCCAGGGGCGGUUACUGUUGAAUGUUGGAAUAGAGGCUGACAGUACAUGGAGUGGUAUGGCGAGUGGCGGAGGGGACAGGCUGCGAAUGGUGACGGCGGUGGACCUGCGACACAAGAUGGAUGCCCUCGUGUCUGACCUCUCCCACGCUCUGGAUGAGUCUCAGCUGCCCCAGUACCAUCGCAAGAGGAGGGGGUUCAAACGACGUGCCAAGCUGGCCAAUAAUCUUAGCUUGUCUAGCUCCCAUGCCCUUAGCGAAGACUCCUCCAGCAGCAUCGGCGAAGUCCUCCUCUCGCAGGACAACAAAUCCUCGAUCCCGCUCACUGACUCGGAUGACAUGAGCCCGCCCCCAGAGCCCCGGCUGCGCACCCAGCUCCUCACCCACCACCGCGCGACGUCCAACCUAGUCGAGUCCGACUCCGUUAAUGAGAACUUCUCCCCUGUCCGACCCCACAACAGGAGUGUCAACCCUUUUUUGUGUAGGAAGAGAAAGUGCAAGAGGUUAGCCCUGGACCCAGAUGUCCCCUCCACCUCCGCCACCACUCCUCAGGCCGCAGGACCACCCCCCAUGGGCAAACCCACAGCCAUUGCCUCAGCCAUCCUUGCUGGCUCAUCCACCAAUAGGAAGAAGAAGGUCCUCAGGCCAUCUCCGGACUCAGAGAACAGAUACCUCGCUAUUUCGGCAGGGAAACGCAAGCGAGGGCGUGAGCGCAGCGUGGAGUGGUGUGCGGGUCAACAGGUUUCGGGGGGUCGGCGUCACGGGUCCUCUUCUAGUCACUACCACAGCCUCCGGGUUCACCGCACCUCGACGCAGACCAGCAACGAAGACAGCAUGGAGUACGAUUAUUCUGAUGAUGCCAACAUGGAGCAUAGCAGCAGUGAGAGCAGUACAGAGAGUGAGGCGGGCAUCUACACUUGUGAUGAAGGACGUGAGGCUGAUGAUGAGCAGAGUGACUGGUUUGCUGAGCCUGAUCCAGUCUAUGGGGUCCCUGGCUCAGCUAACCCUACCAGGCAGAGGGCUGCGUCUAACCGCCUUUCGUGGUGGAAUGAGAAUGAGUUCAGUCUUUCGUCUUCAGCCAAGGCUCUGUUCAAAGAGAGGUAUGAGAAAAUGUCCGUGGAGAACCAGCAAGCCUGCAGACUCAGGUUCCAAAAGCUGAGAGAGAGGCUUCUGAGACGGGAAAUACGUGCUGGAAGAAGGCGAAUCAGGGACCGAAAGCCAGGGUUUAGCAUCGUGUCGUCGGUUAAUGAUAAAGUCUCAAGAUUUCUACAGGAUCCCACUCAGUCGGAGCUCCGUCUGCGUCCCAUGACGGACAAGGACCGCGACCAGCUUAAUCAUCUGGCUGACCUCUACUCUCUGACGGUGCGGGGCGGAGACAACCACUCGGCUCCCAUACUCACCAAGACAAGAAACACAAUUACGAAGCAAAGGCUCGAGGUGGAUAGUGAGGUAAUGGCAUGUGAGGGAGCCUUCCCAGGAGGCUUGCCGGUACCGUUGAGUGACAUGAAGAGACGCCGCCGCACCCCUCCCCCUCCUCCCAACAACCUGACAGAGGGCAGCAAUGAUUCCGUUGAGAGUGUCUUCAACAGCGCUGGAAUUUCAGGGACUUCUUUUCGACCUCCGGUGCCCACCGUGAGUUGGGAUGAUGACCUAGGAGACUGUUGUGCUGAUUCCCUUUCAGAGAGAUUGGCAGACUCCGAACCCGACCCCCUGCCAUCGCCGACGUCUCUGGGCCUCCACGACUGUACUUUAUAGUCACAUUUGUUUAAUGGCAGCUGCUUUUUUAUUUUAUUUAUUUUAUUUAUUAACUAAUUUUGAGGCAGCAUCAAACUUCCUUGUGUCAUCCCCAUGAUUACAAGCCAAGCAUUUUGAUCUCCACUUUUUCUUUUUUAAAUAUCUUUCUUCUUUCCUUCUUUGUAUAUUUUUUGGUAAUCGGAACAUUGUUAAGGAUGGGAAAGGAACAGUCACAUAAGCCUUAUGGCUGAAAGGAUAUGUCAAACAGGUACCCUCCCUCUCUAAAGAAGUGUAUGAGAUACACUCCAAUUUUAUUUAAUCCAGUUGCCCCAUUCCUCCUUUGUCGAGGUUACCGAGGGGCAGAGGUUUUCCCACAGCCACUCCCUUUUGGUUCUUCCCCUUCACUUCCCUCUUUCCUUUCCCAUUGCCAUCCCACCUGAAGAAAGAAAGUUGUAUAUUUUUUAAGAGAAUAUAUGGAAAUAAUAGAGUAUAUUGAUUAGUUACCAGACUUUUUUCAUGAUUUAUACAAGAGAGAAAAAAGAAGUGAAAAAACGAUGAAGUCAUGGCUGUACAUACAUUUUCAUACCAAGUUUACUGACGAGGAAUUGCCACUCACACAUUCUAUGCUUUUGACGGAAAGUCUUUAAAUACUGCAGUCUCCCCCUCUUUCCUGUGUGUAAUUACCCUGCUUUUAAUAUUAUUGAUAGUAAUAACUCUUAUUUAUUGUAUAAUACUAUUAUUUAUUUCAUAUAUUUUUAUUGCCUAUCAUAUACAGAUGCAACACGCUGUGGGUUUUUACAUUGAGGUUUGUCAGUAUCUUGAUUGAUGCAAGUUUUGGGAUUUUCAGUAUCUUUGAAUAAAUUCCUUGUGCUAUUUGUCUUUGGCCGCUAUCUCUUGCUCUCUCUUUUUUUUUUCAUUUAUAUUUGAGUGUAUGACUCAACAAUGUGUUAAUGUUUGGCAUUUCACAUUUGAGCAGGAGUUAUUAUCACUUCAAAUUUGAAGAAAUUAUUGUCAAGAGAAAAUUUUGGUUUUGGAGAGCCUCUUUAUUGCAGCAAUCCUCGUGUACACUGCCAUAUAUAUAACAUUUUCUACAAGAUCUGUUACAGUUUUGCAAAAAAGAUGAAAUUAAAUAGAUUUUGCAUUGAUGCAUACAUGCUGUUGACUGGUAAUGUAUGGUACAUCUUUGAUAAGUAUGUACAUGGGUGUUUGUAAAUAUAUAUGUGUUUGGCAGUAUGUAUGAGUGUGUGGAAAGCAAAAAAAGGAGUUGUGUGUGAUAGAAAGUGUAUUAAAGUCCAGAUUAUAUUACAAAGAAUUUCCAUAAAAUUGUG